Messenger RNA from Gambusia affinis (western mosquitofish), 3896 nucleotides. RefSeq names its product PPFIA binding protein 1b (gene ppfibp1b). Gene Ontology annotation, biological process: neuromuscular junction development. Bases 212 to 3100 code for a protein of 962 amino acids. The transcript is spliced from 27 exons. Lineage: Eukaryota; Metazoa; Chordata; Actinopteri; Cyprinodontiformes; Poeciliidae. The record is from RefSeq and is a predicted model, not a curated record. Gene Ontology annotation, molecular function: protein binding. Gene Ontology annotation, cellular component: presynaptic active zone.
GAUUUUUUUUUUCCAACUGUGGCGUCAUCAACUUUCCCCCCACUGCCGUGUCACAUCGACAUCAUGGCGUAGCGAUGCGGAGGAACUGGGGUUUUCUCUGGUGGGUACGGAGAAGUUCAGAAACUGUGGAGUUUCACUUUAUCAUAAGGAAAUCAAAUUAACGGAAAAGCCAGUUCCUUCGACCAGAGUGGAGGUUCACCAGUGACUGAAGAUGAUGUCUGACGCCAGCGACAUGUUGGCGGCUGCCUUGGAGCAGAUGGAUGGGAUAAUAGCAGGCUCAAAGGCCUUGGACUAUUCCAACGGUCUGUUUGACUGUCAGUCGCCUACCUCUCCGUUCAUGGGAAGCCUGCGGGCGCUCCACCUAUUGGAGGACCUGCGGAGUGUGAUUGAGUUAAUGGACACAGAGGAAAGGGAAAGUCUCCGCUGCCAGAUCCCCGACUCCACCGCUGACAGUCUGGUGGAGUGGCUUCAUGGUAACCUGUCCAAUGGGCACAUCUCUCUGGGUGGGGGUGACCACUACCAAGAAAGGCUGUCAAGACUAGAAGGCGACAAGGAGUCUCUGGUGCUUCAGGUGAGUGUGCUGACUGACCAGGUGGAGGCGCAGGGAGAGAAGAUUCGUGAUCUGGACAUAUGUUUGGAUGAGCACAGGGAGAAACUCAACGCCACAGAGGAGAUGCUGCAGCAGGAGCUUCUGUGCAGAACGGCUCUGGAGACGCAGAAACUCGAGUUAAUGUCUGAAGUGUCCAACCUCAAGUUGAAGCUCAACUCUUUGGACAAGGACAGACUGGACUUUGACCGAUUUAGGGACAGUGAGGAUUUAAUUCUUGAAAUUAAUGAACUUCGGUACAGACUGACAGAGCUGGACAGUGAAAAACUGCAGUAUGAAAAGAAACUUAAGUCCACAAAGGAGGAGUUGUCGUCUUUGAGGAGACAGCUGGAGGGCAAAGAUGGUGAAAUGAGGAGACUACAGGAUGACACGGCCUUCAAACCUGUUGUAACAAGUAGCCAUGAUGGCCUAGAAAGAGUGUCUCAUCCAGAUGAAACGCUUAGAAAGAGGCUGAAAGAAAAGCAUGUGGAAGUGCAAAGAAUGAAAAAGGCGGUUGAAUCACUAAUGGCAGCAAAUGAAGAAAAGGAUCGUAAGAUAGAGGAGCUCAAACAGUCGCUUUUGCGGUACAAGAAAGUUCAAGACAUGGUGAUGUCGGUACAAGGGAAAAAAGAGAAAACAAAAGAUGCCGAGCGGCUUGAGAGUCCCGGCGAUGGAUCCAAUCUGCUCUUGUCUGGCAGCUCUGACUCUGUGGAAUCUGAAAAGCAAGACAUUACAGAUGUUGAACAGCUGCAAACAAAGAAGCCAGACGAGCCGGAAAGACUCAGUGGACUGAGUGAAGACUCGUCGCCCUCUCCCAGCCCAGCUGAUCCAGUUCAUCCAUCAGAGCACGCACAGACAGAGGGCCAAAGUAAUCACAAACUGAGCAAAAAUGACAGCCAGGCCCAGUUAGAAGACAGCAACAAUGAAGUGUCUACAAGUGAAGAAAACUGUAAAAUGAGUGAAAAGCCACCUAUGAAUCCCUCUGCCACCUUGCCUGCCUCCAUCACAGACGACAGCUUUGGUUCCAGAAAGGCUCGCUCGUCUUUUGGAAAAGGUUUCUUCAAGCUCCGCGGAGGGAAGAAAACAUCCAGCAGCCCUAACCUCGACCGCAGCAGGAGUGCAAGUGCGCCUAUGCUAGCUGAAACAGAGCGACAGGGCACCGACCAUCUGGACCUCGCCGGAGUGCCACAGAGGUCAUCCAACAGCGACAGCACACACACGCUUCCUACAACCCCAGAAAGCAGGAAGAAGUCAAAAGGCAUAAAAAAACUCUUUGGGAAGCUUAAGCGGAGUCAGUCGACCACAUUUAACCUGGAUGACAACCUCCCAGAGGGAGAGUUCAAGCGAGGCGGAGUGCGAGCCACAGCGGGACCCAGACUGGGUUGGUCUCGUGAUUUCCAGCGAGUCAACAAUGAAGUGGAUGCUCCGUUUGCGCGCUGGUCAAAGGAUCAGGUCUGUGACUGGCUGCAGGAGCAGGGCCUGGGCCUUUACGUCAACAUGGCCCGUGUGUGGAUUCACUCGGGACAGACUCUGCUGCAGGCGUCGCAGCAAGACCUCGAGAGGGAGCUGGGCAUCAAGCAGCCACUGCACAGAAAGAAGCUGCAGCUCGCUUUGCAGGCCCUCGGCUCAGAGGAGGAGGAUAAUAAGGGAAAGCUGGACUACAACUGGGUGACUAGGUGGUUGGACGACAUCGGUCUACCUCAGUAUAAAACCCAGUUUGAUGAAGCCAGAGUUGAUGGUCGAAUGCUUCACUAUAUGACAGUGGACGACCUGCUCUCCCUGAAGGUGGGAAGUGUCCUGCAUCACCUCAGCAUCAAGAGAGCAAUUCAGGUUCUUCGACUCAACAACUACGAGCCCAACUGUUUGCGGCGCAGACCGUCAGAUGAGAACAACAUUUCACCUGCAGAGAUUUCCCAGUGGACCAACCACAGGGUGAUGGAAUGGCUUCGAUCUGUCGACCUCGCCGAGUACGCUCCCAACCUCAGAGGCAGUGGCGUCCACGGAGGCCUGAUGGUUCUGGAGCCCCGGUUCAAUGUGGAGACCAUGGCUCUGCUGCUGAACAUCCCCCCUAAUAAGACUCUGCUGCGUCGCCACCUGGCCACACAUUUCAGUCUGCUGAUUGGCUCAGAGGCCCAGCAGCUCAAACAGGAAUGUCUGGAGAACCCAGACUACACGUUGCUCACUGCCACCACCAAAGUCAAGCCAAGGAAGCUGUCAUUUGGUAACUUUGGGAUGAGGAAGAAGAAGCAGGAGGAAAAUGAGGAGUAUGUGUGCCCAAUGGAUGUGGAGAUGCCAAAAGGUCGAAGCUUCCAGAAAGGCUUUGAGCUCCAGAUCUAUGAGGACGACCUGGACAGGCUGGAGCAGAUGGAGGACUCUGAGGGGACGGUGAGACAAAUCGGGGCCUUCUCUGAGGGAAUCCAGAACCUGACGAGCAUGCUGAAAGAUGAUGAAUUCUUUAAAGAGAUGUCGAACUCUCCGAACCCCAGCGUAACGGAUGAGGAAUCCAACGCAUGAGAGCGUCUGGGUCUGACCUGAUCUUGCUGUGAAUGAAACUCUGGGCCAACCCUUCUCUCCUGCACGCUGCACCAGUAAACCCAGCUAACGACCCCCAUUUCCUUUUAGUGUUAAAGAGCCAAAAGUGUUGCAGCUUCCUCAGUUAUACGGAGCGUCAUGGCGAGAGCCUUCAGUCCAUUUGUCACAGUUACUGAUGUCCGAGGGAACACAUAGGAUGACACCACUGUUUUCCUGCCAGCUGGUUUCUGGAAAUAUUUUGUACUCUGUGAUAUAGAAACUGUGUUUUGAUUCUGAGAGCGUCAACCAGCAAGAAAGGCCAUGAAAAUAUGAUUUUAUAUAUUUUAAUAUAUGACUUUUAGUUGCCUUCUGACUUUAAAAAUUGAAAGAAAGACGUGGGCUUUGCUGAACCGAAGAAGCAAUUCUGAAAGUAGGUCUAAAACAAUAACUGCAGCUGCUAUGUUUGUUUUUUACACAACUAAACCUUGCUGAUCGAACAAUAAUGGUCUUGUAUUUUAUCUAUUUUAUGAAGAUUUGUAUGCUCCUGCAUUUGCACAUACAAUACAUUCGAAUUACCAAGUCUGAAGAUCAUAUCAUUGCAUGAUGUCUGAAUUCAACACGUUUGUAUUUUACUCUUCAUCCUGGAAGGAUUUUGGAAACCUGUUGGGUUGUUCCUGCGACUAUGUACUCUGAGAAAAUAUCAUAUUUUGUUUAAAUAUUGUAAUUUGACUCUUUAUUAUAUCAUAAGAUAUACAUUUCUAAACUCAGUUAUUGAGCUCAAUAAACUAAUUUAAGUCAA